AUGGCUCUGCCCAAGACGGGUGGAGCUAAGAGGCUGACCCUGGGGCUCCGCCUUAGCCCCUCUCCCUUGUGUCUACUGCUGCCUUUGAUUAUCCUGCUAACUGAUCUGAGCAGCGUGUGUGGAGCACUAGCUCCUCCAAAAUUCACCAAGACUCCCACAGACCAGAUUGGAGUGUCAGGGGGUGUGGCAUCAUUUGUGUGCCAGGCCACUGGCAAUCCCAAACCUGUAGUCUUCUGGAACAAGAAGGGCAAGAAGGUCAACUCCCAGCGUAUCGAGACCAUAGAGUUUGAUGAAGGUGCAGGUGCUGUCUUGAGGAUCCAACCACUCAGAGCACCCAGAGAUGAGAACAUCUACGAGUGUGUGGCACGCAACAGCGAAGGAGAGGUGUCUGUCACUGCAAAGUUGGCCAUUAUCAGAGAGGACUUGUUGCCAUUCGGCUUCCCCAGUAUAGACAUGGGUCCCCAACUGAAGGUGGUGGAGCGGACAAGGACGGCCACCAUGCUGUGUGCUGCUAGUGGCAUCCCCGACCCAGAGAUCUCCUGGUUUAAAGACUUCCUACCUGUCGACCCUAGCAGCAGCCAGGGUCGCAUCAAACAGCUCCGAUCAGGAGCAUUACAGAUUGAGAACAGCGAGGAAACAGACCAAGGGAAGUACGAGUGUGUGGCCACCAACUCUCAAGGCGUGCGCUACUCCUCCCCUGCCAACCUCUACGUGCGAGAGCUUCGAGAAGUGCGCCGUGUGCCCCCUCGUUUCUCCAUCCUCCCCUCCAACUACGAGAUCAUGCCGGGAGGGAGUGUCAACAUCACCUGCGUGGCAGUGGGUUCACCCAUGCCCUACGUCAAGUGGAUGCUGAACAGCGAGGACCUGACCCCUGAGGAUGAAAUGCCGAUAGGCCGGAACGUGUUGGAGCUCAAUGGUGUCAGGGAGUCUGCAAACUACACCUGUGUGGCUAUGAGUAGCCUGGGUAUCAUCGAGGCCGUCGCUCAGGUCUUAGUCAAGACUUUGCCAAAGCCUCCCGGCACACCCGUCGUCACAGAGACCACAGCUACCAGUGUGACCAUCACCUGGGACUCUGGCAACCCUGACCCCGUCUCCUACUACAUCAUUCAGUAUCGAGCCAAAGGCCCGGACAGUAAAUACGAAACGGUGGACAGCAUCACCACCACCCGCUACAGCAUUGGGGGACUGUACCCCAAUACAGAAUACGAAAUCAGAGUGUCGGCUUUCAACAGCAUCGGCCAGGGCCCCCCAUCAAUGCGUGUGGAUGCACGGACUGGAGAGCAGGCACCAGCUAGCCCACCCCGAAAUGUCCAGGCCCACAUAAUUUCUCAGAACACAGUGAUGGUCCGCUGGGAGGAACCGGAGGAACCUAAUGGGCAGGUCAAGGGCUAUCGUGUGUACUACACAAUGGAUCCAUCCCGACCCAUGAAUGAGUGGCAGAUCCAUAACGUGCAGGACAGCGUGAUCACCACCAUUCAGAAUCUGAUAACCUCAGAGACCUACACCAUCCAGGUCUUAGCCUUCACAUCUGUAGGGGACGGACCCUUCUCGGACCCCGUCCACGUCAAAGUCAUGCCAGGAGUCCCAGGCCAGCCAGGGAAGUUCAAAGUUGGUAGGGUGACAGACACCAGUAUUGAACUGACCUGGGAACCUGCUUACACCAAGGAGGGCAUUGUCAACUAUGAGCUCCUCUACAAACCUGCCAAGUAUGGCAGUUUGGAGAAGCUGACCUUCGGGCCGAGGAAUUCUUACACAGUGGAGGGUCUGAAAGCGAACACCGAAUACUCUUUCUCCCUGGCCGCCAUCUCAAAUAAAGGCAUUGGUGCUUUCACCAAUGAGCUGGUGCAGAGGACAUCACAAGCCAAGCCCUCAGCUGCUCCUGAGGGUGUGUCCUGCGAAUGUGCCAGCUCCACCUCGCUGAGAGUAAGUUGGAGGCCACCUCCAAUGGAGGGCCAGAAUGGCGAGUUGGCAGGUUAUGAGCUGAGGUACCAGAAAGUUUCUGGGGCAGGAAGUGGAGGUCAGGGCCAGGAGGUGAAGGGGCUUCCUAUCCCAGCCCAGCAGGGGCAGACAGUGGUAGAGGGGCUGGAGAAAUGGAGCUGGUACAACAUCACCAUGACAGCCACCACUGUAAAGGGGAAUGGACCCAACAGCCCAGCUGUGCUUUGCAGAACUGAUGAGGAUGUGCCCAGUGCAGCCCCUCGUCAUGUGGAUGUCCAGCCGCUCAACUCCUCAACACUCCGAGUCACCUGGCGGUCGGUGUUGCCACGGUUACGGCAGGGCCAGAUCCGUGGCUACCAGGUGCAUUUUAGCCGUGCAGAGAGUGGUGAAUCGCGAAACCUCCCAUGGAUCAAAGAUCUCUUACUGGACGAGUCUCAGAUGGAGGAGGAUGACUCGACACAAUAUGAGCUGCUUUUGGGAGGUCUGAAAGCAGAGACUUUGUAUUCUGUCUCAGUGGCAGCGUACACCACCAAAGGGGAUGGAGCGCACAGCAAAGCCAAGCUGGUGCAGACCACAGGGAUCGUGCCUGGUCCCCCCUCCCUUUGGCUCCGUCCAGGAUUGGGUCCAUCAGUGGUGGUACGCUGGGCUCCCCCGCUGGAGUGCUCUGAGUCAGCCUCUGAAAGCCGGGGGCUCCCAGUGGCAAUCCAGGGCUACCGCCUACAGUUUGGCUUGAAGAAUGCCUCUUUAGACACCACAGUUGAUUUCACGAAUCGGGAGAAAAACUUCACUGUCAGAGACCUCUCCCCAGGAGCCUCCUACGUCUUUGUCCUCUCAGCAAAAAGCAGAGCAGGCUAUGGAGAUUUAGUGCAGCAGGAAAUAACAGUUCCCAUGUUUCCACCCUUGGGAUACCCGAAAAUAUCUGACUUUGUUAACGCCACUUGCUGUUCCAUCCAGUUCUCCUGGCUGCCCCUUGACCCAGAAGAGUCCAAUGGCAUCAUUACAGAGUACACCAUAGCUUAUACAGAGGCUGCAGGCCCCAAACCUUCCAGUGUUCCCGAUCCUUCUGCCUUACCAGCCCCUCCUGCUCCCCCACGCCUGGUCACAGUACCAGCGAGUGAGUCCACCUACAUCAUCCUGGGCCUCAAUCACAGCACAACGUAUGAGGUGCAGCUCAGAGCCCACAACAAGGCAGGGCCAGGCCCCUUCAGCCCACCUCUGGUGUGCCAAACCCUGGCCUUUGAAACAGAUGUGCCAAGGAACUUUUCAGUCAAUCUGGCCACUAAGACCAGUGUUCUUCUAACGUGGGAGUUUCCAGAGAGCAGCAACCCCUAUCGCUUUACUGUGGAGUAUAACCGCCAGAAAAUGGAGGUGGAUGCUCGAUUGAGAAAGGCAAUUAUCCCAAAUCUCCAGCCUGACACCAGCUAUGACUUCAAGAUCACUGCGCCUGAGGGAAACAUGGGAGGCCUUCGCCACCGCAUCCCUGCCAAGACUUCCCCGUCAAUCACUAUCCGCCGCCCUGAGAUUGACCACAGUCGUGACACAGAGACCACAGUCACCAUUAUCCUGCCAUCGUUGGAGUCUCGCACUCCUGUCAAAAAUGUUUAUGUUGUUGUGGUCCCUCUGAGGAGAGCCCGUGGCGUCAUCAAACACCUUAAGAGUCCAGAUGAAAUGGACCUAGAGGAGCUGUUGAAAGACAUCAGUCAAAGGCAAAGGGAUUCUCGUCAGCAGAAGCAGGUGGACCUGCGCCGAGCUUACAUCACAGCCCGUUUCACACCUGCCACCCUACCUGCCUUCUUCACCCUGGGGGACCAGCUGGACUACGGAGGCUUUGAGAAUCGAGCUCUAGAGUCAGAGCAGGAGUAUGUCUUCUUCAUCCUGGCUGAGCUCAACUCCACAACUGGGAAGAUGUAUGUGGCCAGCCCUUACACAGACCCAGUGAUUGCCCCAGUUUCAGACCCACAGCCCCAUGAGCCGGGUGAUGGUCUGAUCUGGGUGGUGGGACCAGUCCUGGCAGUGGUCUUCAUCAUCUGUAUCGUCAUUGCUAUCCUUCUUUACAAAAACAGCAAACCUGACAGCAGCAAACGCAAGGACUCUGAACCCGGAACUAAGAGCCUUUUGAGUAAUGCAGAGAUGAUGGCCCAUCACCCAACAGACCCUGUGGAAAUGAGACGCAUCAACUUCCAGACUCCUGGAAUGAUGAGCCAUCCUCCUAUCCCCAUCAGCGAGCUUGCUGAGCACAUAGAGCUGCUGAAAGCAAAUGACAACCUGAGGCUCUCCCAAGAGUACGAGUCCAUCGACCCUAGCCAGCAGUUCACCUGGGAGCAUUCCAACCUGGAGGUCAACAAGCCCAAAAACCGCUACGCUAACGUCAUAGCAUAUGACCACACCAGAGUCAUCCUGGCUCCCAUAGAAGGUAUCCUGGGGAGCGACUACAUCAAUGCCAACUAUAUCGAUGGCUACAGGAAGCAGAAUGCCUACAUUGCUACCCAGGGGCCACUGUCAGAGACAUUUGGGGACUUCUGGAGGAUGGUGUGGGAGCAGCGGGCGGCCUCAGUCGUCAUGAUGACACGCCUGGAGGAGAAAUCACGGAUAAAAUGCGACCAGUACUGGCCGAGUCGAGGCACAGACACAUAUGGGACGAUCCAGGUCACCCUGCUGGACACAAUGGAGCUGGCUACUUUCUGUGUUCGCACCUUUUCCCUGCAUAGGGGAGGCAGCAGUGAACGGCGAGAGGUGCGUCAGUUCCAGUUCACAGCCUGGCCAGAUCACGGUGUGCCAGAAUACCCAACCCCCUUCCUCAACUUCCUCCGCAGGGUCAAAGCCUGCAACCCUCCUGAUGCCGGACCUAUCAUCGCUCACUGCAGUGCCGGUGUUGGCCGCACUGGAUGUUUUAUAGUCAUUGAUGCCAUGCUUGAGCGCAUUCGACAUGAGCGCACUGUGGACAUCUACGGUCAUGUGACACUGAUGCGCUCGCAGAGGAACUACAUGGUGCAGACUGAGGACCAGUACAGCUUCAUCCACGAGGCCCUGCUGGAGGCCGUGGCCUGCGGGAACACUGAGGUGGCAGCCAGGAGUCUCUACUCCUACAUGCAGAAGCUCUCCAAGGUGGAGAGUGGGGAACAUGUCACCGGCAUGGAGCUGGAAUUUAAGCGACUGGCUAACACCAAAGCUCACACGUCCCGGUUUGUCACAGCCAACCUGCCUUGCAACAAAUUCAAGAACCGACUGGUCAACAUCAUGCCCUAUGAAACCACCCGCGUCUGUCUCCAACCAAUCAGAGGCCUGGAGGGCUCCGACUACAUAAAUGCCAGUUACAUAGACGGAUACAGGCAGCAGAGAGGCUACAUUGCCACCCAGGGUCCACUGGCUGAGACCACGGAGGACUUCUGGAGGAUGCUAUGGGAACACAACUCCACUAUUGUUGUCAUGCUCACUAAACUGAGAGAAAUGGGACGGGAGAAGUGUCACCAGUACUGGCCCGCUGAGCGCUCAGCCAGGUACCAAUACUUUGUGGUGGACCCGAUGGCCGAGUACAACAUGCCCCAGUACAUCCUCCGGGAGUUCAAAGUUACGGAUGCCAGGGAUGGACAAUCACGGACGGUUCGUCAGUUCCAGUUCACUGAUUGGCCAGAGCAAGGCGUGCCUAAAUCUGGGGAAGGCUUCAUUGAUUUUAUCGGCCAAGUGCACAAAACUAAGGAGCAGUUCGGCCAGGAUGGACCAAUCAGCGUUCACUGCAGUGCUGGCGUGGGGCGGACAGGUGUCUUCAUCACUCUGAGUAUUGUGCUUGAGAGGAUGCGUUAUGAAGGGGCAGUGGACAUCUUCCAGACUGUCAAAAUGCUGCGCACACAGAGACCCGCCAUGGUGCAGACUGAGGAUGAAUACCAGUUCUGCUAUCAGGCUGCUCUUGAGUACCUGGGUAGCUUUGACCACUAUGCAACGUAAGUGAAGAG
This is a messenger RNA of Scomber japonicus (chub mackerel), 5888 nucleotides long. RefSeq names its product receptor-type tyrosine-protein phosphatase S-like. Gene Ontology annotation, molecular function: protein binding; protein tyrosine phosphatase activity. The record is from RefSeq and is a predicted model, not a curated record. Gene Ontology annotation, biological process: protein dephosphorylation. The coding region runs from base 1 to 5880 and encodes 1959 amino acids. The transcript is spliced from 35 exons. Lineage: Eukaryota; Metazoa; Chordata; Actinopteri; Scombriformes; Scombridae.